Molecule: messenger RNA, 873 nt
Organism: Juglans microcarpa x Juglans regia
Lineage: Eukaryota; Viridiplantae; Streptophyta; Magnoliopsida; Fagales; Juglandaceae
Exons: 1
Coding region: 1-873 (290 amino acids)
Source: RefSeq, a predicted model, not a curated record
AUGGUUGGCACUAGGAACACUUCUGGAUGUAGUCAGAAUGAAAAUCCAGAUGCUUUGGUUGCAGUAGCUACCCAGUUUUUCCAAUCGAUGGCUACUGGUCAGUAUGCCGCACCUAGGGCAUCGCAUGUUGGUUGUACGUUAGAGCAAUUUUCUCGUCAACACCCCCCGACCUUUGAUGGCAGGUCAAAUGCUAUGGAUGCGGAUAGUUGGAUCGAACGCUUGGAGCAAAUCUUUGAGGCGUUAUUUUGCACUGAUGAUCAAAAGGUGAUUUAUGCGGCAUAUAACCUAAUAGACCUAGCUAACAAUUGGUGGAAGUCAACUCGGACACUUUUACAGAAUGAACUAGGGGAAGGAGUCCCCAUUACUUGGGAGCGCUUUAAGGAGGUAUUCCUGGAUCGUUUCUUUCCACAGUCUUUACGAGAGUCUAGAGCACGUCAGUUUAUAGACCUCACACAGGGAACAAUGACUGUUGAGCAGGUAACAACCAAAUUCACGGAGUUGUCCCAUUAUGCCAAUUAUCUGAUUCCAGAUGAAGAAAAGAAAGCUAAGAAAUUUGAACGUGGUUUGGAUUGGCGAAUUAGAGAUCGAGUACGUGCCCUCAAGAUUAUAAUUUUUUCUGAACUGGUGAACCGAGCCACUAUUGUUGAAGAAGUUAUCCUGGAGAGUAUCAAGUAUAAUAAUCAGAAGAAGCGCCAGCAACAGUCACAACCGCUACAAUCUGCACCAAACAAGAAUAAGAGGCCUCACCGUGAUAGCUGUCCAGGGCUACAGCUAGGAGGACAUAUUUGUAACACCCCGCUCAUUCUUUCUGAUGUAAGCAAAUUCAACUGCGAGUCUCACUAUGCAUGCGAAAUUUCGAUGGCAUGUUUUUAA